AUGAAUAUCUUAAAUCAAUAAUAAUUGCAGAAUACAUAAGAAACAAUAUGUAAAAUUCAUAAUCUAGAAUUGAUUGCUGUUGAUUUAGAUUUAUCAGAUAAAGCACAGAUUUAAUUCUUUUGUGGUAAAUGCUUAGUUGAGAAAAUGAAUAACAACAAAGUGACGACUAUUGAAUAAUCAAAAGAGAGAAUCUAAAUAGUAAAGGCUUAAUAAAGAGAUAUCAAAACUAAAGAGAAUCAAGCAAGACUUAGCUAUUAUAAAAAUAUAUUAGAUUAAAUAAUGGAUUUUAAAUAAUCAAUAAAUGAUUCUUUGGAGAAGAUGUACAAAUAAAUAUAAUAAUAUAUAUUUCCAAUUUAAAAAGAAAAAUUAGAAUUAUAAGAAUGUGAAUAAUAAUUAAAUUACUUUGAAGAUAUAAAAUAAUUGUCUGAAUUAUAUUCUUAAGAGUAAUAGCAAUCACCUAAAUUAAUAGAGGAUAAUCAUUUUAUUAAUGAAUUAUAAAGAUAAUUUGAACUAUUAUUGAAUAGUUCUGAAUACUUUUAGACAUUAGAUACAUUUAAAAAUACAAAGGAAACAAUUAAAGAUAUAAUGGAAAAUAAUGUUAUUGAAUUAAUUCCUUAAUUUAUCAAAAAAAACAAUUAUGUAUAUUAUAUUUAUUAUUUAUAGAAAACACCAAGUUUAAGUAGAAUUUGCAGUAAGCAUAAAAAGGAAAUUAUAAUGAUUGAUAUGGAUUCAUCAACUAGUAAAAUUGAAGAUAGAUUUGUAUGCGUUGACUGUAUUUCUGAGAAUCCAUAAAUAAAAUAUGAAACUAUAGAAAAUGUGGAUAAGUAAUGGUAGGAAUACAACACUGAAACUGAAAGAAUAUUAAAAGAAUACAAAAAUGAAAGCAAAGAAAAAAAGUCUGAAUUAUUUAAUUAAUUAGCUCAUAUGAGAAAGAAUUAUAAUAAGAAAUUGAAUGAAAUAAAUGAUAAAUUGAUUGCAGAAUAAUUCUUAUCCAUUGAUAAGACUAAACAAUCAAACUAAAUAAAAAAGAUUUCAAUUUAAGCAUUAAGUGAUGAAUAAUUAUUAAAAGAUUUGAAGCAAUUAAUUCAAAAAGAAAAAGAAAAAGUAUCAUAAAGUUAAAUAAUUAUAAAUUAAAAAAAUAAGGAUUAAAUUUUCAAAAAGGAUAUUUAGUACCAAUUGGAAUCUUUGCAAUAAUAUGACUAAUAGGAUAUUUAAUAAUCUUUAGAUAUACUAAAGGAUAUUUCAAGUAUCAAAUUAUAUAAUUUUAUUUAGUUGAAAAAAAAUUAAUUAACUAAUUGAUUGAUAUGAUCUAAGAAAUGUAAAAAUGUGCCUAAAAGGAUGAAAACUAUACAAACCAAAUUAAUCUUAACAAAGAAAUUUAAGAAUUGAUUGAUUAGGCUAAAAAAUAUCAAUCCCAAUUAAAUAUAUUUGAUUAAACUAUUACCAUUUAUUAAUAACAUGUUUAGAAGAUAGAAUAAAUUUAAUAAAAUAUAUAGAUAAAAACUUAAGAUUAAACAAUUAAAUCAGAAUAUUUAAAGUCUUAAUAUUCUAAAUUAUUAAAUAUUUUGAAUGAAUAUUCAAAUACAUUUGAUAAUAAUAGCAUAUUAUUGAAAAAAUAUUGUACCAUUAAAUAGUUGGAGAAUGAUAUAAUAACAUUAAAGGAAGCAAAUAACAAAUUAGAAAUUGAGAGUAAUGCUUUAUAAUAUUAAAUAGAAAAUAAUUUUAUUAAUUCUAAGGAAUAGCAAUUUGAGUAGUAUCUCAAAGAGCUAAAUGGAAAGUUAUAGUCGAAAUUUCAUUUUAUUUAGGCAAUUAUUAAAUCAGGAGAACCCAUAUAAUAAUGA
Molecule: messenger RNA, 1841 nt
Organism: Paramecium pentaurelia
Lineage: Eukaryota; Ciliophora; Oligohymenophorea; Peniculida; Parameciidae
Source: the annotation of a GenBank genome assembly